AUAUAUAUAUAUAUAUAUAAUUCUUUGAAUGUGUUGAUUAAUUAGGUAUAAGAAGUUCUAUAUCUUACUUUUCUUAAAUGGUCAAAAACAUUUUAUCCUAAAAACAUAGUAUGAUAGAGGGAGAAUUUUAUAUUUGAUUAUCGUUGAUAUAAAAACUUUGUAAUGACAAAGAAUUUUGAAUUUUCAGUAAAAAAUAAAUUUAUGCAUGAAAAAUGGUUGUUAUUCUUACUAUGCCUUUAAUUUUUCUUUUAUAAAAAAUAUCUGAUGUUAGUUCUUACCAGGCAAUGUUUAUAAUUUGUGGACGUAAAAGAAACACCGGAAUCCAAAAACUUUCCUUUUAUGGAAACUGUCCCUCCUUGUCGUUAAUUAAUUAUUUUAUCUAACUGGAUUCCUCUUGAUAAAUGCCACAAAGAACGAACGAGAUCUGAUCUGAACGAACGAGAAACUGUCCCUCCUUGUCCACCUCUCUCUAAACGACUGUCUUAAGUUAGAUCUGUUUUUCUUGGUGUGCAACAAGUUAGACCCUAGAAAAUACGACCAUCUUUUCAUGCAAGCCUUCGACGAUGAGAUCACAAGCCCUCUCACCGCACAAAUCUUUGAUUUCUGCGAUCCACAAUUAUUUGAAGAGACCUUUAACCAAACUUCCGAGGUGACUUCUGCUUCUAACUGUUGUGGCUAUGUUGAAAACAACAACGUCAAUAACUUUCCAGACAAAUCCAACAGCAGUUCAAAUCAAGACCAUGAAGACAACAACAAUAACGAUGACAACGGGGACUUAUCGAUCAUAUUCGAUUCACAAGACGAUUUUGAUAACGAUAUCACAGCUUCCAUCGAUUUCUCUUCCUCUAUUCAGUUCCCAGUCUCCGAUCAGCUCCAAGACCAGUUUGAUUUCACCGGUAUUCAACUUCAUCAGCCUCCUAACAUCCUCUACUCUUCAUCUUCUUGUGAUCCUCUGCCUCCUCCUUUAUCGGUUUUCGAAGAAGAUUGUCUUUCUUCUGUCCCAAGUUACAAUCUUGGCUCCCUAAACCCUACUUCUCCUUUCUUGGGUAGUCCCGGUUUACCAGCUUAUAUGGCUGUAACCAAGAAUAUGAUGAACAGCGGUUUACCCAUUGAAAGAUCUGGGUUUUACUCCGGUUUUGGUUCUGAUUUUAAACCGUCACAUGAUCAGUUGAUGGAAACCCAGGCUGAUAACGGUGGAAUGUUCUGCCCAGAUCCGAUCAAACCCAUCUUCGAUACAGGAGAUCAUCAUCUCCAGGUACUUGACGGUGGCGAAAACCAGAACCACCUGGCCAAACCGGUCCUUCCGCAGUUAGGAACAGAGAUAACCGGUUUAGAUGACCCGAGUUUCAACAGUGUCAGCAAACUUACAGCUGAGCAGAGGAAAGAAAAGAUUCAUAGGUACAUGAAGAAGAGAAAUGAGAGGAAUUUCAGCAAGAAAAUUAAGUAUGCAUGUAGGAAGACAUUGGCAGAUAGUCGUCCAAGAGUUAGAGGAAGAUUUGCAAAGAACGAUGAAUUUUGUGAGCCCAAUAGACAAGCUUCUUCUAGUCAUCACGAAGAAGACAAUGAUGAUGAUGUGGGGGUCAAGGAAGAAGAACAAUUGGUUAAUUCUUCGGACAUAUUUUCACACAUAAGUGGUGUCAACUCUUUCAAGUUCAACUAUCCAAUCCAGUCUUGGAUUUGAGUUUACAUAGUCUUAUAAUCACGAAAUAGUAUUUUAUAGAGGUAUACUUGUAUAUUUAUUAGUGCAUUUUUUGGCUAUGACUCAGAUUUUCUCAGAAACAUAUAUUAACAUAAAAAGAGGGAUAAAGGGUUUAGAUAGGCCAUGAUAAAUAAAACUGAAGUGAGGGGGAGUGUUUACGUUACAUAUAUAGAACAUUACAAAGUUUUGUAUAGAUAUAGAUUAUAUAACAUGGUAUCAUAUAAUGUCUGCUGUAUUUGAUGGAUGCUGUAUAAUAAUAGUCAUUUGAAUAUCAUUUGUAACUCCU
Molecule: messenger RNA, 1985 nt
Organism: Brassica napus (rape)
Lineage: Eukaryota; Viridiplantae; Streptophyta; Magnoliopsida; Brassicales; Brassicaceae
Exons: 5
Coding region: 548-1681 (377 amino acids)
Biological process (GO): regulation of flower development
Cellular component (GO): nucleus
Molecular function (GO): protein binding
Source: RefSeq, a predicted model, not a curated record